Molecule: messenger RNA, 1901 nt
Organism: Malania oleifera
Lineage: Eukaryota; Viridiplantae; Streptophyta; Magnoliopsida; Santalales; Ximeniaceae
Product: vacuolar protein sorting-associated protein 36
Exons: 9
Coding region: 133-1449 (438 amino acids)
Biological process (GO): protein transport to vacuole involved in ubiquitin-dependent protein catabolic process via the multivesicular body sorting pathway
Cellular component (GO): late endosome membrane; ESCRT II complex
Molecular function (GO): phosphatidylinositol-3-phosphate binding; ubiquitin binding
Source: RefSeq, a predicted model, not a curated record
UUUAUUGAAAAUUUUGUAAUGCCAAUAAAUUUAUUAUUUUUUUAAAGCAUUGACUUGGCAGAUAGUGAAGGGAAAAAUUCCUCGACUACAAUCCAACCGAGCUCACACUGGCUCCAACUGCAUAACGGCUGGAUGGCCGGAAAAUGGCUUCCGGCAGCGGAACUCACCGGCAGUGGCCGCCCAGUUCUGCGCCCAAGCGAGAUAGAGUGCUCGAUUCUCUCCUCCGUCGACCUCGACUGCGAAGAAAACCCUAACUUCCCACUCUUUAAGUCCGGCCUCCUCAUCCUCACCACCCACCGACUCAUAUGGAUCGAUCAAUCGGCCGGCGCCGCCGCGGCCGCGUCGUCGAUCCCUCUUGCCGCCGUUACCCACGUAUUUUCCCCCAAGAAGUCCAUCAAGAGCAUGUUUUCCAGCCCUAGAGUCCGCCUCCAGGUGUCGGCGACGCCGGAGGGGCGGGUUGAAGAGAGAGGAUCGAGAUCGACGGUGAUCACGCUCGCAAUUAGGGGGAAGAUGGACCUCGAUUUGUUCUUGCACAAGCUCUGGGAGGCGUGGCGGGGAAGGGCUUGGGAGAGCGCGAGUGGAAUCGGGAGCAGUGGAUCGACGGCGGAUGGAUCGAGUAGUGGUGGGAUUAGGUUGCCGGUGGUCGGGGUUUCAGGGAUACUGAGGAAGGAGCAGGAGAUGUGGGAGAGUACCGAUAAGAAUUUACAGGACGCCUUUCAGGACUUGAAUGCUCUCAUGAGUAAGGCUAAAGAGAUGGUGAUGCUAGCAGAGAAAAUGAGGCUUAAACUCUUAUCAGGCUCGAAUAACCAAGCCAGUGCAACAAACGAUGAGGAGAUGGGUUCAAAUCAAGAGAUGCAAGAUUGGUUAUUGAGUGUUGGUAUUGCAUCCCCUGUCACAAAAGAGUCAGCUGGUGCUUUAUAUCACCAACAGUUGUCCCGUCAGUUGGCAGAUUUCAUCAAAAUUCCUCUAGAGAGAGCUGGAGGGAUGAUUAAUCUUAUCGAUGUUUAUUGUCUUUUCAAUCGUGCCCGAGGCACAGAGUUAAUCUCGCCAGAAGAUUUGUUGCGAGCAUGUUCUAUUUGGGAAAAGUUUGAUGUUCCAGUAAUGCUUCGGAAGUUUGAUAGUGGAGUCAUGGUCAUCCAGAAUAAGUCCCAUAGUGACAAUGAGGUUUUUGCUAGAAUAAAAUCCCUUGUGCUAAAGCCUGAUGCCCUCCAAAAGGGUGUAAGUGCAAGUGAUGCUGCAAUGACACUAGGGAUUGCUCCAGCUAUGGCCAAGGAGCAUCUUUUAAGUGCUGAGAGCAAAGGUUUACUAUGCAGAGAUAUAAGCCCUGAUGGCUUCCGAUUUUACAUUAAUAUGUUUCAUGAAAUUGACACAGAGGAUUUAUAUUUAAUUAAAGAUCACGGGAUGUAUGCGACUUGGGUCAACACUGCCCUUGCUGGUAGUUGCAGAUGAGGGCAUAUGUUUGAGACUCCAGCACCACUUACAAUUUUACAAUGCCAAACUCUGAUCUGGAAGGAUUUCCUUCAUGAAAUAUGUUCGAUUCUAGCUCUUGGUUUUCCAAUCUGUGCAUGUUUCCACCCUAACAUACCACUUCCCCUGCGAGAGCUAUUAGGCUUCCUUGAUCGUCUGUGCAUGUUUCCACCCUAACACACCACACCACACCACACCACCCUGUGAGGGAGAGCAUGCAAAAUAAUGAAAAUUUGGAGGAGGCUGCAAGAGAUUGUAGUGCGCUUUUCCUGUAUUGUUUAUUAUUUGUGUACUCCAGUUGUUUACAUGUAUGAAAUAAGCAAGCAGACAUUUUGCUUGUUUCAAGUUUUGCGCCUGUGUAAUUAUAGUAUCCUAUGAUAUUGUUAUAAAACCAAAUAUUUCGCAUUCCAUAAUAUUAAACUAUGUUCUGUUCA